This is a messenger RNA of Cetraspora pellucida, 560 nucleotides long. The record is from the annotation of a GenBank genome assembly. Lineage: Eukaryota; Fungi; Glomeromycota; Glomeromycetes; Diversisporales; Gigasporaceae.
AAUAGAGAGUUGGGUCUUUCUAAGGAAAUUCGUGAAGGAGGAAUGUUUCAAAGUUGGGAAGAAGCACUCGAUAAAAUAACAAUGUAUGCGCAACAAGAAGGGUUCGGACUAAGAAAAGGCCGCAGUGAAAAAACCUCUGAUGGGGUUAUACGCAAACGAACAAUGCUUUGUGAGCAUAGUGGCGAGUAUAAGCCAAAAAACAAAGAAUUGGUUAAGGAAACAAAUACAAAAUACAUUAAGUGCCCGUGGCAUAUAAAUUUGUCACAGCCAACGAAGGACAAUCCACAUGGUAUCGUCUAUAUUACAACUCUAAGUAAUGCACAUAAUCAUAAUCUGUCCCCUUAUAGAGAGAAAUUCUUUAAUGAUAUUGAAUUUACACAAGAAAUGUGUGAACGUGUAGAAUUCUAUGUCAAUGUGGUUAAACUAAAACCAUUACAGAUUCAAAAAACGUUACAGAAAGAAUUUCCCGAUCAUGAAAUUUAUCUUUCUGAAAUUUACAAAGUAACUAAGAAAUUUUACUGUGAAAAGCGGAGGGACGUUUCGAACGAUGCUGCAUCCUU